Molecule: messenger RNA, 4815 nt
Organism: Equus quagga
Lineage: Eukaryota; Metazoa; Chordata; Mammalia; Perissodactyla; Equidae
Gene: PCSK4
Product: proprotein convertase subtilisin/kexin type 4
Exons: 15
Coding region: 2571-4523 (650 amino acids)
Biological process (GO): peptide hormone processing
Cellular component (GO): Golgi membrane; trans-Golgi network
Molecular function (GO): serine-type endopeptidase activity
Source: RefSeq, a predicted model, not a curated record
GCUGGGCCCCAGGGACUCUGCGCCCACACCGCAGCGCCCGGGGCUGCCUCCUGGCCUGGCCCCCGCGGUCUGCCGGCGUCAGUCCUCCCAGAAGCCUCAGCAACCCCUCUCCGAUAUGCUAGUUGCCCCCGUAGCACAUGGGCGACCGCCACCAUGGCCCUGAACCCCAAGUCACGUGCCAGCAACCAGCCAACAUGUCGGUCUCCCCCACAGGCCAGCAGGGACCUCGCCCUGGUAGGUACGGAGUAGAUGCCCAAUAAACAUUUGUUGAAUGAAUAAGUGAUCAUCUUUGAUUAUACCCACCUCACUCUCGGUCCUAUGGGAGGGGCUGGGCACAAGAGGCCAGCGUCUGAAUAUAAGUAAUGGGAGAAAAACCUGAAAGUGAGGCCAUCCUGUCACUAAACUGUGAUUCCUGGCGAGCAGAGAAAGGCACAGCAUUUUUAGCUUUUCUUAAUCUUAGUGUGGUGCUUUUCAAGCCAGCUCGGAUGCUCGAGGGGGUGAGACCCGGGGCUCUCAUCGCCAAGACCCGGGUUCCUUUCCCGGUCAGGGAACCACACUGCCCGUCUGUCGGUUGUCACGCUGUGGCAGCCACAUGUGGCUGUGACGCUGAAAGCUGUGCCACCGGGAUUUCAAACACCAGCAGAGUCACCUGCAGUGGGCGGGUGUCAGCGCAGCUCCCAGACUCAGACGGACCAGGAAGAAGGACCUGCCGCCCACUUCCGGAAAAACUGGCCACGAAAACCCCGUGAAUGGCCGCGGAGCGUUGUUGACACAGCCGGAACGGGAGAGGGGGGCACAGAAAGACCGGCCGGGCUCCCUCCGCGGGACACAGGGUCGCAAGGAGUUGGGACCACUUGAUGGCGCUAACAACAAGGGUUUCUCAGUCCUGGCGCUGUGGACACUCAGGGCCGGGUCACUCUGUGGGGGGCGCUGUCCUGGACACUGUGGGGGCUGAGCAGCAUUGCAUCCCUGGCCCCCAGCUGCCUCGAGGGUUGCUGUGGGGUCAGCUAAACACAACUCUUUGACACACAGGAGCCCGCCUUCCCACACAGGUACCGAGCGCCUCCGGUCGCGCACACACUCCCGGCCCCGGGGGGCUCAGAGAGUGACAGUGAGGGCCAGGGGGCUGGGAGCAUGAGCCACUCUGGGAACAAUCCUGGCAGCUGCUGCAUUUAUGAACCGCUUCUUGUGUGCGGGACCCUAUCUCCCACAAGGUCCCGAGCAACACGGAAGCUGCGGGGAGGGGGACUCCCCCACGGUCACUGGGGGAGCCUCUGGGCUCCCGGGAGCAUUUACAGCCUCCCACCUCCUCCCCGAGGCUGUUAUCUGCAGAAUGAUAGAGGCCACCGGGGGACCAAAGGGCAGAGUACCCCCCCCACUCCCUCCACCUGCGUUCCUCUUUAUCCGCCAGGCCUGGGGUCAGGAGGGGGCGGGGCCACCCCAGCUGGCCCCGGAGGCGCCGUCACCGCCUCCUCUGGGUUUCCACACCUGUUCCCUGGAGCAGGGGAUUUGCUCACGUGGGGCGGGUGGGGCCCAAGAGUUCCGGGUGAGGGGGUGGGGGAAUACCACCCUUCCCUGGAAAUUGAUGGUCCGAUGGUCCCGGAGCAGUGGCUGUCCCAGGAGGGCACCUUCCCCUUUAUCCCUUUUCCUGCAGCCUCAGCAACUAGAGGAUGACCUUGGAUAUGGUGGGGGGGCGGGGCACAGCCCCAGAGAUGGGCAACAGAUGGGCCCCGGGGGCUGGGGGGGGGGGGGGGGGGGCUCCAGAUAGGGCAGGAGGAGGGCCAGCCUCCCACACAGCUCCCUUCUCUCUGGCCUCAGUUUCCCCCUGUGGCCCCAGCCUCCAGAGCGGGCCCCUCCCCAAUGCUCUAUGACCUAAAUUCCCCGCCCACUGGUACCAGGGAUGUGGAAAAGCAGGGAGGAGGUCAGCGCCUGUUCCCAGGGGCAGGUCCCCGGCUGAGUGGACAUGGGCUGAGGAGCGGGGACCUGGGGGGGACAGAUUUCCGGCCCUCCUUGGGCUGCCUGGCACAGGAACCCCCCAGCUGGUGGGAAAAUGGGAAGAAAGUAGACUUCCAGGAUCUGCACACAGAAAGUGCUCAAAACGUAUGCACUGUCCUCACUCAGAGCCCCCCUCCCCCCACUCCAGCGUCUGGACAAAAUGUCCUUGUCAUUCAUUCCAGGGGGGCUUCCUGGAAGAGGCCACAGAGCCGAUGGGCCUGGAGCACCGCAAAAGAGGAAAGGAAGGCAUUUAAGGGGCACUCACUAGAUAGUUUGAGAGACCGGCACCGGCUGCCUACUCGUCCCCCCUUCCCCUGGGGCCGGCAGGGCAACUGGAAGAACCGGACUUCGGCCUGGCGGGCACCCAGGGCCCCGAGGCAGGGGGCAGAGGACGGCCGCCAGAUCCCGAGGCCGGAAUCUUCUCGGACGGGGAAUACUUCCACCUGCGGCACCGGGGCGUGGUCCAGCAGUCCCUGAGCCCCCACUGGGGCCACCGCCUGUGGCUGAAGAAAGACCCCAAGGUGCAGUGGUUCCAGCAGCAGACCCUGCGGCGGCGGGUAAAACGCUCCUUGGUGAUGCCCACAGACCCCUGGUUCCCACGGCAGUGGUACAUGAACAACGAGGUGCAGCCGGACCUGAACAUCCAGCAGGUCUGGGGCCAGGGACUGUCGGGCCAGGGCAUCGUAGUGUCUGUCUUGGACGACGGCAUCGAGAAGGACCACCCAGACCUAUGGGCCAACUACGACCCCCUGGCCAGCUACGACUUCAACGACUACGACCCAGACCCCCAGCCGCGAUACACACCCAGUAAUGAGAACCGGCACGGGACCCGCUGUGCUGGGGAGGUGGCCGCGAUGGCCAACAACAGGUUCUGCGGCACCGGAGUGGCCUACAACGCCCGAAUCGGAGGCGUGCGCAUGCUGGACGGCACCAUCACCGACGUCAUCGAGGCCCAGUCGCUGAGCCUGCAGCCGCAGCACAUCCACAUCUACAGCGCCAGCUGGGGCCCCGAGGACGACGGGCGCACGGUGGACGGCCCCGGCGUGCUCACCCGCGAGGCCUUCCGGCGCGGCGUGACCCAGGGCCGCGGCGGGCGGGGCACGCUCUUCGUCUGGGCGUCGGGCAACGGCGGACUGCACUACGACAACUGCAACUGCGACGGCUACACCAACAGCAUCCACACGCUCUCGGUGGGCAGCGCCACCCGGCGCGGCCGCGUGCCCUGGUACAGCGAGGCCUGCGCCUCCACGCUCACCACCACCUACAGCAGCGGCGCGGCUCCGGACCCGCAGAUCGUCACCACGGACCUGCACCACCAGUGCACGGACAAGCACACGGGCACCUCGGCCUCAGCGCCGCUGGCCGCGGGCAUAAUCGCCCUGGCUCUGGAGGCCAACCCGUUCCUGACCUGGAGGGACAUGCAGCACCUCGUGGUCCGUGCAUCCAGGCCAGCACAACUCCAGGCCGAGGACUGGACGACCAAUGGCGUGGGGCGCCAAGUGAGCCACCACUAUGGCUACGGGCUGCUGGACGCCGGGCAGCUGGUGGACAUGGCCCGCACGUGGCUGCCCACAAGGCCCCAGCAGAAGUGCGCCAUCCAGAUCGUGCACACAUCCACGCCAGCAGGAGGGGCCCUCACCCACCACACUGCCCCCAGCCCCAUCCUGCCGCUGCUGCGCGUGGGGAAGAACGUGUCGGCCUGCGCCGGCCUCGCCAACCACAUUCGCUCGCUGGAGCACGUGCAGGUGCAGCUGUCGCUGUCCUACAGCCGCCGUGGGGACCUGGAGAUCUCGCUCACCAGCCCCAUGGGCACCCGCUCCACACUCGUGGCCAUCAGACCCUUGGAUGUCAGCAGCCAAGGCUACAACAACUGGAUCUUCAUGUCCACCCACUUCUGGGACGAGGACCCACAAGGCUUGUGGAUCCUGGGCCUGCAAAACAAGGGCUACUAUUUCAACACGGGGAUGCUGUACCACUACACGCUGCUGCUGUACGGGACCACCGAGGACAUGAUGGCGCGGGCCCCCAGCCCCCAGGUGACCAGCAGCGCGUGCGUGCAGCGGGACCCGGAGGGGCUGUGCCAGGAAUGCCACAGCCCCGCCUACCUCCUGGGCCACCUCUGCGUCGCCGACUGCCCUCCACGCUACUUCCACCACACGCGGCAGGCAGUGACCGCCGGGCCCGGGCGCCCCGCCACGCCCGCCUUGCGCGUCUGCUCCGCCUGCCACCCGAGCUGCGACACGUGCCGCGGCGGUUCCCCGCUCGACUGCACCGCCUGCCCCCCGCGCUCCGUGCUGGACGAGCUUCGGGGCUCCUGCUCGCGGCCCACGCCCCUGACGGCCCCGUCCCCCGCGCCCCCCGCGCCCCCCGCGCCCCAAGCCCUGCCGCCCCCCGCCCCCAACGCCCCCAUCGCCCCCACCGCUGCCGCCGCCUGGCUCAGGCCCUGGUGCUGGCCCUGCUGGCCGUGGCCUGCUGGAGGCCCCUCCUCCGCGGCGUCCUCCCCGCAGACUGCCCCCCGCCCUGUGUGAGCCCCCCGCGCCGGGGAAGCCCCCCUCACCACCCCAGGCCCAGCUGCUGGCUGCAACGCUGAGACGUGGCACUGGCAGAGCCCAUGUGCCCCUCGGUCUAGGGCCCUGUGGGCACCACUGCUGCGCUCCCGCGUCCAGACUGGCCCCCCAGGGGCCAGGACCUACCCCCAGCAGCCCCUGGCUGGGCCGUGUGGAGCCCUGCAACCCGGCCUUGGCAGGUCCAGGUGAAAGAGACAGAGAAAAGUCUAGAUACAUAGUUUGGGGUGGGGAGGGGGUGGGAUGGGGCAGAGGC